AUGGACGGUUCCUGUUACAAUAACCUGUUGGUAAGCCAACAAGGAGCAGUGGUAACCGUAACCAUCAACCGUCUCCGAAACCUCAACGCCAUCAACAACGCAACAUACCUCGAGCUCGCACGCGCUCUAGCCGACGCAGACGCCAAUGACACAGUAUCGAUUCUGCUUAUAACGGGUGCUGGCGAGUACUUCUGCAGCGGGACAGACAUGCUCGAGUUCAUGCAGACCGUCGAGAGACUCGAGGCCCUGAAACGAUCCCAGGAAUCAACAGCAGCCGUUGGAUCAUCAGGACAACCGGAAGGAAGCUCAGUUCCAACCGUUAGAUCCACACCACAAGCCAGCUCCACCGUCGAUCUCCCCGCGGAUUUCGACCCGUUCGCCAGCCCUGUGGGCCAGUUCAUGCGCGGCGUGCUGCGAUUCUCCAAGAUCCUGGUCGCAGCAGUCAACGGGCCCGCCAUCGGGAUCGGCGUGACGCUCCUUCCGCACUGCGACCUCGUAUUCGCCGCGGAUUCCGCCACGUUCUGGGUGCCGUUUCUCCGCAUCGCGCUCGUCCCCGAGUUCGGCUCUUCCGUCACUCUCCCGCAGCUGCUCGGUCGACCCCUGGCGAACGAUCUCCUGCUGACGUCGCGGGUGCUCACUGCGGACGAGGCGUGCAGAAACGGUCUUGUUUCGAGAGUGUUCCCGGAUGCGACCCUUCAGAGUGACGUGCUGGCGAUUCUCUCCGACAUCCAGCAGCAGGCUCUCGUCCAGCAGUCCCUCCCCAUCUUCAAGCGCAUGCUGCGCCAGCCACUGGGUGACUCAGCGCCACGUCAUCCUGACAUGGAGGCGGUGGUGGCGGAGGAGCUGAGGCAGCUGGCUCGGAGACAGAUGGCGGGGGAGACAGGUUAUGCUGUGAGGGAGACCAUGAAGGCCAUGCGAGCUGCCAAAGGGAAUGGCAAGGCAGCUGGGUCUCGAAGCAAACUGUAA
This is a messenger RNA of Closterium sp. Naga37s-1, 966 nucleotides long. NCBI's taxonomy places the organism in Eukaryota, Viridiplantae, Streptophyta, Zygnematophyceae, Desmidiales, Closteriaceae. The record is from the annotation of a GenBank genome assembly.